Cuscuta epithymum is the source of this 1035-nucleotide messenger RNA. The record is from the annotation of a GenBank genome assembly. NCBI's taxonomy places the organism in Eukaryota, Viridiplantae, Streptophyta, Magnoliopsida, Solanales, Convolvulaceae.
AUUUUCUAACAUCUUAAGGUUUCCUAGUCUCAAACGAUCCAAAAUCCCUUGUUAUGUACUUCGUAAGUUAUUAUGAAUGAGCAAAUACUUGCAGAAAUUCUAAUCCGUUUGCCGCCGAAUUCGGUUUACAGAUUCCGGGCAGUAUCAAAAUCAUGGAACGAGUUGAUUUCUCAUCCCUAUUUCAUCAAAAAAUACGACGGUCGGCAACGGCGGCCGGAUGAUGUUGGUUUGUUACGCUUAAUUAUGGGAGAUAUGUAUUGCCCCUGCAGUUUCUCCCAUUCAAAGACGCCCAAGAAAUCGCUUGAAUGCGAUUUUCUAGAUCUUAUGGUAAGCCGCAUGUUUCUAGAACCGCUCAAAUUCAUAAAUACCUCCAACGGUUUGAUUCUCUGCAAAAGUGAUCGCUAUGAGCAGAAGUACCUCGUUCUGAACCCGAUUACAAAAAGGUCGGUGACCUUGCCGCCGCUACAAUGGCUUUGGAAAUCACUCCCUCGACUCGAGCGCUAUUACGAGAUCAUCCAUUGAAAAUGGUGACAAUUUAUGGUUUGCGGUGCUUGACCGCGAAACCAUGAGAGUUUUCGUGCUCCCAAAGGGCACUCAAGGGUGGGUGUUAGCGUACAGUAUCAGUGUUAAAUCGCUCUUGAAUGACACGGCCUCAUCAGGAAAGAGGAGUAGAGAGCGGAUAUUCUUCAGUGGCUUGGUUCCAAUGAAUAAUAAGAGGACUCCGGUUGCUGUAAUCCGGAGGGAAGAAUUCUGGGGGGUAUUUCUUUACGACUUCGACACCAAAGCCGUUCAAUCUGUGUCAUAUUAUGGACAUUCCAUUGCCACCAAAUGGAAAGCACUCAUCCAUGGCUCUGGUUUUCUAGCUCAUUAUCCCUAUUUACGGCCUUCAUCUCUUUCUACAUUCGCUCUUUAAGUGAUAGAUUUCCUAAUUGAUAAAUUAGUUUAGCACUUCAUAUAUUUUUAUAUUUGUAGUUCUUAUUUAAGCUUUACUUCUCAUGUAACGACGUUUGACAUCAAUGCUGAGUUCAUGGUAUU